Molecule: messenger RNA, 1725 nt
Organism: Debaryomyces tyrocola
Lineage: Eukaryota; Fungi; Ascomycota; Pichiomycetes; Serinales; Debaryomycetaceae
Source: the annotation of a GenBank genome assembly
AUGACACCGAAAGCAAAGAAUACUAGUGUCAAGAUAGAAACGAAUGAUAGUGAGCUUGAGCCCAAUGAAGAUGUUAAAGAGUCAUUGAGGCUAAUUGAAGACUUGAAGUUCUUUUUGGCAACGGCACCAGCCAACUGGCAAGAAAACCAAGUGAUUAGACGGUACUACCUUAAUCAUGACGAAGGAUUUGUGAGUUGUAUAUUUUGGAAUAACCUUUAUUUCAUAACUGGGACAGACAUUGUCCGGUGCAUUGUGUACAAGUUCCAACAUUUUGGAAGAAAGAUAACCGACAGAAAGAAGUUCGAAGAAGGUAUCUUCUCAGACUUGAGAAACUUGAAAUGUGGAGUUGAUGCUGUUUUGGAGUCGCCUAAGUCUGAGUUUUUGGAGUUUUUAUAUAAGAAUUCAUGUUUAAGGACUCAGAAGAAACAGAAAGUCUUCUUCUGGUUUAAUGUUCCUCAUGAUAAGCUUAUGGCCGAUGCCUUAGAAAGAGAUAUAAAGAAAGAAAAAAUGGGCCAGAAUCCAACCACAGAAGCCCAUAAAGAACCUGCUUUGUCAUUCAAGUACGACGAGGAUAAGUUUUUAUUUACUCAACUCACGGAGCAUAUAGAACUUCAAAAGAGUCUCAACGAAUCUGCAGGUGAUAGUACUUCUACUGCUGAAGAUAAUUCCUUUGAGUACUCAGGUACGGAUGUGGACAAAGAUGACUUUGGGUUCCUUAACCAAGACACCCCAGCACAAUACAGAGCACAAUCAGAUUAUGAAGAUGAUUUUCCGCUCGAUUAUUUUCAUCCUAAUGACGAUACCUACAAAGAUAAUGAUUAUAUAAAACUAGAUAUAAAUCCCCGUCUGCAGUUUGCAAAUACGAUUGAGGAGAACCAUGAUGGCUUAUUUGAACCUCUACCUUCUUCGUAUGUCAUUCCAACACCAUCGGCCAAUCAAUUGGUUCAUACUGAUGAAUAUUUGAUUGAACAAACACAACCAUUAAAGACCCCCAUCCCUCCACUAUCUUCUACCGGGUAUUUACCAAAAUCUGCUAAAUUUCUGACUACACGAGUACCAUCAUCUAAUGAUGAAUUUUUUCCGCAAACUUAUCAACUACCAUCGUUUUCAACUAAAUUUCAGACACCCUUACCAAGACCCAUGCCAAGUCUGUUUUACAAUGAUUCAAUAAUUAUACCUCAACCUCAACACCUGAGUGGUGUGUAUCAUCCUGAUUAUAAUUAUAUGCAUCCCGAACCUGAGUAUUGGCCAAACCCUAUUUAUGAACAAGUGAUGCCAUAUCAUAAUCAACAACCUGGCUAUAUGUUCCAGAACGAUGAAGUUAAUGACCCUUAUCAAGCAAUGAACCCGGCUAUGAUAAACGUAGUCCCCUCCAACAUCAAUUCACGCUCAAUGAAUCCGGCAAAUUUUGCCUCAGCAUCUUCAAGACAACUAGCAAUUUCCGCAAAUAUGAUGAAGAAGAAAUCACAAAUGUAUCAACAACAGCAACGUGAUAUGCCUACCAGAUUGUCUAAUAAUCCCAUAUCAAAGUCGUCCGAAAAACGUAAGAUCAAUACUGAUCUGCAUUUAAAGAAUAUUAUGUCGUCCAAGUCAACGAGAGUAGUUAAUUUUAAAAAAGAUGUUGAAGACAAAGGGUCUGAUAAUGAAAACUUUAUACCAACUCCCGAGUCAUCCAUCACGCAUUCAGAACAAAGCCAAGCUAGUCAGAAUGCAAAUGAAAACUAG